This is a messenger RNA of Vidua macroura (Pin-tailed whydah), 5576 nucleotides long. RefSeq names its product family with sequence similarity 168 member A (gene FAM168A). Gene Ontology annotation, biological process: positive regulation of base-excision repair. Lineage: Eukaryota; Metazoa; Chordata; Aves; Passeriformes; Viduidae. The transcript is spliced from 9 exons. The record is from RefSeq and is a predicted model, not a curated record. Bases 233 to 940 code for a protein of 235 amino acids.
CCCCUACCCCCCCCCCCCCCCAUUCCCGGCUGGCGGCUGCGGGAGCAGCGGGAAGAGGAGGAGGAGGAGGAGAGGGAAAGGGAGAGCUGCUGCACCGGCACAGGGGCCGCCGCCGCCCGAGCAGCCGCAGAGCUCUGGAAUGCUGUGAAGACUCCCUGCCCAGGCACACUCCUCUCCGGAUUAUCUGCAUCCCAAGGAAGCUCGUGUCCAAGAGAGUUCCCGGUCUUCCACCAUGAAUCCUGUUUACAGCCCCGUCCAACCUGGGGCUCCCUACGGCAACCCGAAGAACAUGGCCUAUACAGGUUAUCCAACAGGCUAUCCCACUGCUGCCCCAGCCUACAAUCCCAACAUGUAUCCAACCAGCAGCCCCGGCUACGCCCCAGCCACACUUCUGAUGAAGCAGGCCUGGCCCCAGACCUCCUCGUCCUGUGCCACCGAGGGCACCUUCCACCUCCCGGUGGACACGGGCACCGAGAACAGAACCUACCAGGCUUCUUCUGCAGCUUUCAGGUACACUGCGGGGACUCCCUACAAGGUGCCACCGACCCAGAGUAACAAUGCCCCUCCUCCCUACUCGCCGUCUCCGAACCCGUACCAGACCGCGAUGUACCCCAUCAGAAGUGCCUACCCACAGCAGAACCUGUACACCCAGGGAGCUUAUUACACCCAGCCCGUGUACGCGGCCCAGCCUCACGUCAUCCACCACACCACGGUGGUGCAGCCCAACAGCAUCCCCUCGGCCAUCUACCCGGCCCCGGUGGCCGCGCCCCGCACCAACGGCGUGGCCAUGGGCAUGGUCGCCGGCACCACCAUGGCAAUGUCGGCAGGAACCUUGUUGACCACCCCCCAACACACCGCCAUCGGAGCACAUCCAGUGUCCGUGCCAACGUACAGGGCUCAAGGAACCCCCACCUACAGCUACGUACCUCCACACUGGUAAACCACUGGCCAAUCCAUAUCCGGAGUCAAACAUUGUAUGCAACUACACAAGUCUUACAUCGGUGCUGCGGCCGCUGGGCUGCAGCGCCUCGUCUGUUUGCAAGAACAAAAGAAAAAAGGAAAAAAAAAAAAAAAAAGUGCAAGGGUCACUUUAUGCAUUCUUUAGUGGUUUUUGUAAAAGCUGCUUUUUCUAAUCUUCUGCCUCUUUUUUUUCCCCCCUUCCUCCCCCCCCCCACAUGAAUUGUGUAACACACAUACUGACACUGAGCAAUAGUCAAGUUCUCUCUUCGGUCCUAUCAUUUGAAAGCUCAGAAUCUUCACUUUUCCAGCAUUGCCCAGCUGAGUGGUGCAAAGAUCCCCCCCACUUCUUGUUCGUUUGGGUUCUUUUUGUUAUUUUUCUGUUGUCGUUGUUGUUGACAAGAGCCUAGAUUUUUUUUGGCUAGUAAGAGUGGUUGAUGUUCAGGGUACUAUGUGAAAAGCACAGCGCUGGUAGGCAGGCUUAUUCCGAUUUGGUUUGGGUAUUUUUAGUUGAAGAAUAUAAAUUAUUCAAUCUUUCAUAACAUAUUACAAGAAAAUUGGUGUCUUCCAGAUAGCUGUCGUGAUAGAUUAUAAAUGCAUUAUCUGCAGUGGAAUUCUGAACUCAUCCCUUCUUUUUGUAGGAGUAAGAGAAUAUAAAUAUAAUUAGCGACGUAACACACUUGUCUUAGGAAGCACGAGGACUGGUCACCAGCGGGUCUUUGGUCUGCUUUUUCCAACUGGGCAAACGGAUUGUGGGUGAUGGGAAGGGAGCAGCAGGAAGACUGUGUGCCCUGGGAGCAUCUUGAACCUCUUGGGAAAACGGGAUGCUCCCCCUCAGCCACGUCCCGGGGCAGUGUGAGGGAGAAGGCGGCUCCUGCCUUGCGUGGCUGCUGUUUGCAGGCAGAGAUGUGCUGGGGGAAGCAAGGAGAUGUCCAAAGGUUGGGCUGGAGAGCUUCUCCAGGUUCAGGGUUUGGUCUGAAGAGCUUCUCCAGGGUAUGGUGGUGUGGGAAAAGAGGGCGUCAGGUUGAUGGAGAUGAGUCUUCAAGGCAGGGCGAGGGGAAGAUGGGUGGCUUCAGCUUGCACCCACGGUGUUGGCAGGGCUGAGACCAAACUGCACGCCCUCCUUGGCAGUCGAGGUGUCCCCCUCCCAUUCUUUGGGUUACAGCUCCCAAGACUUCCAGGAGCAAUGUUCAUCCAAGCACAAAUACCAGCACCACGGAGAAAGGCCGGGAGGGGGAUGGAUGGUGUCCGGCUGCUCCGCUUGGAGAGGUGGGAGAGGAGGAAGAAUAGCAAUAAACACGCCACCUCCUUCACAAGAAGGCACCUGAGAAGAGGUGACAGCAGGGAAGGUGAGCCACAGUUGACAUGGACCAGGAUGGGGGACACCGGGCACGCAGAGGCUGUGGGCAUCAUUCUGGGGGUUUGGUUUACCUGGGGACAUGGGGACAGGAAGCUGGUGACAUUCCCCCUCGGGGUGUCCAAGCAGAGCAAUAAGUUGUCUUGAGGGCAGCAGAGGCAGUUUGGAUUUGCAGACAAUGCUUGUGGCCAGUUUGUUUUUAAGUCCUUGUCACUAAACCCAGCAUAGAAACAAGGUUUUUGGGAUUUUAUGGGGUUUUUUUUUAAGACAAAAGCUUGGUUGGGUUUUGAUUUUUGCCUCAAGUGUGCCAAAAGCGUUCCAUGCUCUCGGUGGAGUCUCCCAGCUUGGCUUCUGCUCCUGGAGCUCCUUCCCUUGAGCAUGGGCCAGGUGGGGAGUAACAAUCCUGGGGAUCCCAGGAGGACUUUCCCUCCCGCUGGUUGGUCCCAGGAGGUUUGUCAAGUUGGGUGUUGGCGUUGGCACUUCUGUUUGGGGAUCAUUUGGUUGAUUCUGCUGGUCUUGAAGGAAAUCCAGAGCAAAGCUCUGGUUGGCCUCCUCAGCCUCAGGAGGAACAAAGUGGGGGAAGGCUGUGCUGUGGGGUGGGGAAGGGGCACCCUUGGGCUGCACUUUGGGUUCGUAUUGAGGGAAAGGAGAAGGAAAAAAAAACGAGAAAAAGAGCCAAUAAUCAGUGGGUUCCCCAUUUGGCUUGGCAAAGCCAAGGAUUAGUAAAGAGCAACAGGACCUUGGGAAGUAACACCAACACAUCAUCCUUCCACAGUUUGUAGCACAUUUUAGUUAAAGCUGGGGCAAAAAAUCCCCAGAUCCUAAGAACUGAGGAGUUCUGAGAUCCCCUUUUCCCCCCCUCUCACGUUGACUUUGUGUUACAUACCAGGAGCUGUCUGUCAGCAUUGAGUCAGGACUCCCAGCGUUACGGCUCUGGUUUGUGGGGCCCAGCGAGCUUUGGGAUCCCAGCCUGGGCUCUGCAAACCACCUUUCCCAGCAGACACCACCCCACCACUGGCCCAGACACCCUGCACCACUUUAGGAACCACUCCUAAAAUUCUGGCCCACGUGUGGAAAAGAGAUGUUGGGCUUUCUCCUGGAAGGAAAAGAAACAUUAAAGGUGGGGGAGAAAGCCCCAGGAGCUGAGCGUGGUGGAACACCCAGUGCUCCCACUGAUGAGACCUGACACGGGGCAGCUGGGUUUUAAUCCCUUUGCUUGGAUCAAUAGCAGAUCCAGUGCUCCUCACCCCAUUAUUCCCAGGCAGAAAUACUCAUUUACCAAGGUGUGGAGAGGGGAAAUAUUUGCCACCUGUUGGGCCAGAGGCUUUAGUGAGGACAUUGGGGAACCAGCCUUGAGCCACUGGGUGGAACCAGGGCCACCACAUGGCUCUGUGGCCACCACACGGUGCCAGGCUUGGGUAGCUCCUUCCCAAGGUGGGGCUGCGGUGGUGGGGAGAUGCUCCCUGCCCUUCCCUUGAUCCCAAAUCUUUCCUUUGGUCAAGCCAUGGCUUAACUUGAGGGUCCUGGGAAGGUCACAGGGGAGGACGGUGGUGGGGGCCACCAGCUUCUCAAAUAUUUAAUUCAGCAAAGCUUAUCUGAUGUUGGUUAAGGAAAAGGGUUUUUCCACAGUGAAGGAUCACACGGGGCAUCAGUGGGAAAGAGCAGGAGGGGUUAAACCAUCCUUAGCAGCCACUGGAGUGUCUGAGAUUAAAAUUCCAGCUAAAGAGGAAGGAAAAUUAACUCUGGACCAUUAACCCAUCCCAGACCUUACCUUUGCUUCAAAACACAAGCUGCGAUGCAAGAUUUGGGGGGGGGGGAAAUAGGAUUUUAGUGGUGGUGGUGACCCCCAAACCCCAGGAGCCCCUCGAAGCCUGAGGCCAUUGUGCCUCCAAGUGGCUGAACCCUCCGGGCAAGGAUUUGCUACUGUAUUUCAUGAAUAAUAAACCACGCAGUUCAGCGUUGUUGCAGUUUUGGGAUGUAAUUCCCAGGAAAUGUUAUUUAAGGGGUUUGUUUUAAUGAGGGAUGUUCAGAGCAUCAGGUUUUCCUCCAGCCACCAGCAUCCCACUGAAUCUGGUCCUCCCCAGAGAGACCCCCCCUGCCUCUUUGCCAUCCCCUCUGGGAACGUGGGGAUGAUGUGGUUCCCAGCUGGAGGGCAUGAAAUGGGAUCCUGGUUUUUUUAGCGGGGUGGAAAACAACAUUUGAGGCUUUAUUUUUGGCAAAAUCCAACCGGCCAACAAUAGCAAUAAGAGCUGCUGGAUACCCAUAAAUCCAGGUAUUUUUGGUUUGGGUUUGUUUUUUUUUUUUUAAUUGCCCAUAUUUCCAGGCCCUCCAACUGUGGUGACCCUCUGCCCAUCUUCCCUUUGCUUUGCUCCUGAGCCAGGAUCAGCCUCCAAAUAUUUUCUCUGCUGUGUGUUAGCAUUCCCCUAGGGAAAAAAAAAAGGAAAAUAAAACCUGUGACGGAGCUUGGGAGGGAGGAAAUCUUGGAAAAGGUGGCAUGUUGCACCAUGGCACUUGGAGGUUCUCUGGCAAUCAGGUGAAAGAACUUGUGGGAAUGUUUGCAGGGCAGGAAUAGCAAAAUACCGUGGUUUAACAGGAGUGAUUCCCGUUUGGAAACGCUCGAUUGUGCAGCUUGCAGGGAAUAAUCUUGAUGCAACAUGGCCACCUGCAGCCUCCAAGAGAUGGAGCUGGGAGAUGGAAUUUUCCAGGGGGAAAGGGGUUCAGGAUCAGGGGAGGGAUUUGUAGGGAAGCUUGGGAUGGUGCAGGAUCACACCCAAACCCUCCCAUUGCCAGAACAUGGCCUCAACCCGCACCAGGCUCCCACCCCUCUCUAUGUAAUUAAUUUUAAAUUGAUUUUGACCACCAGACCAGCUCGUUUUUAAGUAUUAUUGGACCUCUUAAAUAAAAAUAAAUACCAAAAAAAAAAAAAAUUCCCUGAAAGAACAACAACAAAAAAAAAUUUACACCCAAGAGUAACCACGUCUUCCAAGUCUACAUCUCACAGGUGUGUAGGGAACAUGGCCUUGGACUGAUGCCCUGGAGAGCCCCACAGCCUCAUUUUGUCCAUCUGAAGUGUAAAUUUGGGGUUGUUUUCCUGUUUGUUUUCUGUUCUGGUUUUGGUUCUGAAGAUCAGGUUGUGAUCUCCCUGACAGAUUUCAGCCAAGAGUUUGUAACUGUACGAUAUUUACUGUAAGAUGUAGAACAUUCGAUAACUAUUAAAAUGUUUCCAAAAAAAAAAAUUAAAUAAAUAAAUAAAAGAGCCCGA